CAGCCUGUCGAGGAUAUUCUUGCCAGAGCCCAACAUUUCCUCCUGAUGUCGCCAAUAGGUAACCCACACACGAGAACCCGUAUCUCCUGGUUGGAUGAACCCCAUUGCCACCCGACAGACUUGCGAAAUCACGGUGCACCAUGAUUUCCAGUUUCGAAGCGAUUAAGAAUCUUACAAACCGCAUACGACAUCGCCAUAAGGACCAUCAUUCUGCUGCGAACGACAAAAAGUCCUCGCAGCAGCCGGUCCUGGCACACCUAGCAAGCGCAACUCCGCGCUCUAGCAGUCCACCCCAGCCUAAGAAAGCCCCUGGAGCGUCGUGCCAUUUAGCACCGGGAAUGGCUCCGAAAAAACAGGCGCAACCGCCAAAGCCGUCCCCUGGCCCUUCUACUCUCCCGCCCUCCGGGCAUGCGAACACGCAUCCCAGCAUGACCUACAGCAUGGGCUUUUUGUCGGCCUCCGGGGAUCUAGGCUGGUCAGCUCCAGCGGCGAACUUCUCAGCACACAGCAGUCAGGCAGGUAGCAGCAGCCAGGCGGGUAGCAGCAGCCAGGCCACCGGCAGCCGAUCCAAUCCUGUGGACCUGACUGGACUCGAACCGAAGCCGAACAUGCUGGCAAAUCACCCCUCUGCCCCUCCUCUUCCGCUGCUCUUCUCACACCAGUUCAUGCCUUCACACCAUGUCUCAGCCUCUGCCUCCACAUCCGCGCAAAUCUCAACACAGAAGAAGUCCAUACCAACCUUAUUUUAUGAAUCCAUGCCCUCCUUAUCUCAGAACGGCGCCCCGGAGUGGCCGGAUGAGUGGCUUGACCACCACCACGCCUGGGCGGAUGUACCGUUUCUGCCGGACGACGCGGAGGACCUACAGUCAUAUCCUUAUAAUAUAAGCUACGACGAAUUCGUGGACUGGUCAAAAAGUGGCCUCGAUUCGGUUUCUCUGCCGCAGCAGCCGGACUAUGCACCCGAUGCUGGUGCUUCGGCGAUAGAUCUGGAUACUCCUGAGGACGCCGGUAGCCCUUUGUCGGACCCGGAGCAGGUUCUCACAGACACAGUCCUCGUGGAUGCAAUUAUCAAAGACCUCGAGCCUCUACACCAGUUUGUACGCUCGUGUGUGAAUCGAGUCUGCCCUGGAUGCGGUCGAGCGAUAUCUGCGGACAUAAAAGAAGUUGUGAAAACGGUGAGAGGGUGGGCCUCAAGCAGUGGACAAGUACGCUUCGGGCUCAAAUGCCAAAGUCCAUUCUGCGGCUUGUCGAUAUGUCUUGGCUGUGGGGAAAUCGUCUCCAGUGUGGCUAGUAAUCCGCAUAAUGCUUGGGAGGCAUCUGGCGUGAAUCUUGUGGCUUGUUGGUGCUGUGAGACCGGGAGGUUAGCCGCGAUUUGGGCCCUGGCUUGCGGUUGGGAGGUCUCGAGCUCGAGGCCUCAGGGUUCAUCGACCGUCCUGAACAAAGUCCGUGAGAGGACCACCAGGUCGUCGAAGCUCACCACAACGUAUAAGCAUCUCACCGGCGUGCAUCACCCAAAACAGUCGUCACAUAUUCCAGCCAACGCCAAGGGGGUUGGCUACAGCAGUGGGACUCAUGAUUACCACUCCUUUCCUCACUAUUUUAAUCCUCGGUACCGCGGAGCCUGCUCCCCGCUGCCCAAGAAGCCCACGGAUGCCCAGGAGAGCUCCGUCCAGGAAGCUUACUUUAAGUUAUUGGCCCAAUUGCUGCCGUCGAGCGAUCGUCGAGACCGCUUCGAUCUGUCACCCCCAGAGUUCCUAGUACGCAUGUUGUCGCGCAGUCCGCUCAUAGGGCAUGUCGCGACAAUGCUCAACACCAAUUCUAUUGAUGAGAUCAGUCGUCAACACCACGUUUACGAUGCCAUGUUAGACUUUGUCCAUGCGUUAGGAACACAUCCAGCAACGGCCUCGCUCGUAUACUGCGACCGCAACCUCUACCACGAGAGAGGUGGUAGUUUGCGGGAUGUCUCUUUUAACCUAGGGGAAAACCGAGGACGUAUCCCCUCCACGGAUACGAGCAGACCUCUAUUGUCGUUGUUGGAGAAUCUGGCAGCCCAAUCACAGACGAUUCUCCGACACGCCGAGCGGAAUACGGCGGAAUUCAAGAAUACCGAAGAGCAGAACUUGCUGAGACUUAGUAGGCGACUGGGCGAGAUCUCAGCAUUGCUUGGUAGCAAUUCCCAGUGGUUUGAGACCACGAUGGUGAUCAGCAACGAAGAACCGGAGGUUGACUUUGCCGAGUGGCACCGUGGAAACUGCGUGAGGGAUGCGCCCGACGACGUGAUGACACAGGAUUUCACGUAUGCGCAAGCAGCCACCUCGGUGGGCAAUCAGGCCGUCCCACCGCGCGGCCGUAUGAAGAGGUUGAUCACCGAAAUAUCAACACUGCAAGCGUCGCUGCCGCAAGGCAUCUUCGUCCGCCACGGGACCUCCCGGCUCGAUGUUAUGAAGGUUUUGAUCAUCGGCCCUAAGGAUACGCCCUACGAGCAUGGCAUAUUUGAGUUCGACUUGUUUUGCCCGUUGGGUUACCCCAAUACACCGCCAUCGAUGACAUUCAGGACCACGAAUGGGGGGAAAACGCGGUUUAAUCCAAAUCUGUAUGAAGACGGCAAAAUAUGUCUCUCUCUGCUCGGAACGUGGUCCGGGGAGCCGUGGAGACCAGGUCAAUCCACUAUUUUGCAGGUUCUCAUCAGUAUCCAGGCCAUGAUUCUCUGCGAGGAGCCGUGGUACAACGAACCGGGACGAGAGAACUACGAGAACAAGUCGCAGUCGGCAAAGUACAACAACGAGGUGCGGAGCUGGACCUUGCAUUACGCGCUGCUUCCCUGGGUUCAAGCCGCUAGCGCCGAGGAAGCGAGUCAGGCUAGCGUCGAGAAAAAGCGCUUGACGCCGCUCUGGCGGGAGACGGUCCGGCUAUAUUUGCAGGCGAACGCUGGAAAUAUCGUGAGCUCAUCCAAGCAAGCGGCCUCGAAGUCGAAGAACACGGCGCUGCAGAAUGCGACCAAGGCCAUCGCCUCUGCUCUCCGGGCAAACGGAUAUCUCGAGUAGGGCAGUUCUCCCACCCUUAAACAUGAGCGCUUGUCCCUUUCCGCCUUUUGUCUCACCCCUGGAGCAAAUCAGCAUGGACUUUGGGGCCGGGUUCGUCGGGCUUAGAUAGAUGAGAGCAUACGGAGUUGAUUCGGCGUUGCGAUACUUAUGCGAUGGGACCCAACUAGAUAGACACACGAGCGCGCGCGCACAGUCCCCCUCCCUAUCUUUCCUUUCAGAUGGUGUCUCAUUAAGCCCUCAACCACCUGAGGUCGCAAGGAGGUCGGUCCUUCAGUCGGUCUAUUGAGCAAGCACUGGGUCAGCCGGCCACCCAAAUGAGCUAUUUCGCCUCCUGGUUAGCUACUGUGAUCGGUACCU
Molecule: messenger RNA, 3401 nt
Organism: Durotheca rogersii
Lineage: Eukaryota; Fungi; Ascomycota; Sordariomycetes; Xylariales; Xylariaceae
Exons: 3
Coding region: 141-3044 (967 amino acids)
Molecular function (GO): ubiquitin conjugating enzyme activity
Source: RefSeq, a predicted model, not a curated record